UUCUUUGCGACUCUGUUCAAUAAUUAUUCUCAAAUUUGCUUGUUUGUUUGAGUUCUUCUAAUACACGAACUAAUUUUUCGAUCUUAAGUGCGGGUUUUCUAACCUAACUUUCAUGAAAAUCAGCAGAUGCUUACACGUUUGAAAAUACACAACGAAUGAUCUGAUUAACUCGUUCAUUCCUCAUCCGCUCACAUCACAUGCUACCGAACACAAUAAUGGAGGGAAUAGAGUUUUACACAAAAAAGUACAUCGAAUCGCCGGUCAUCUUCACCACUGAUAGAGACUCCGGAGACGUGGCUAAUAACUGUUGUGCUUUGCUAUGACGAAACAGAGGAAUUUUGCCGGCGCAUCCUGGCGAUACAAACUUGGACAUCGUACUUGCUGACGCAACGUUAACGGACAACAACCAACGCCGCCAUACUUUCAUGUCAAAUGGAAACUGCGAGGGAAUCACCAUAAGUAAUCUCGUUGACGGUGAAAUAUUGACGUACAGUCUCGCUCUGAUACGCGGUCGUGCACCGUCGCUUUGUUCCUACGUGAGCUUGCGAGGCUUGAAGAAUGUGUCGUCACAAUGGCCGGUGGUGGGUGGAGAGUUUCGGAUACUGGUGGACUUGAGUCGCGGAUCAAACAGGCUCGAAAUCGAGGCUGGAAGUCACAGGAAGAAAAUAACUUUGGUCCACGAGCCGCGGACGACGAGGCUGCGAGUAACGCCGGUGUACGUAAUAUGCUCGGGACACGAGGGAUACUUUCAAGGUCCGAGAAACGAAGAUCGAUCACCGGAGAGUGCGGCAACGCGAAUAGGUCUUGGAGCGCGAUUGCUGCAGACGUUGACUGCAGAGAAGUUACGAGAAGCUGGUCAUGGAAGGAAAACUUUUCAGCUAGAAAGAGAUCUCGAUGGUCCCGAGUGUCUCGUAAUGCACAGUAUGUUGGAUGUUGACCAAGCACGAAGCAUGACGCAGCGACAGCUUUGGGAAUUCAUUGGCCGAGAAUUGAUGACGGGGCCGUUGGCAUCGAGGGACCGGAAGUACAUGGCGUUUUUGUCAUGUACGAGAUACCGAGGGGCUCCAAAUCCACGAACUCACGAGGCAACUCUCGCGAGAACUCAGGGACACGCUGCUCUAGGAGGCGGAGGUCUUGCACUCUUUGGCUCGGCUUGCCUCCACACGUGGCCAACUUGCAUGGCCCAAGUUUUGCCAAAGUUUCUUGACACGACGAUUAUCGAUACGGAACAAUUGAUGGACGACAGCAAUUAUCGGGGCACCCAUGGCGGCUGCUUAGCGACGACCCUCGGUUCGGUCCUCCAUGAACUCGGUCACACCUUCGAUCUUGGCCACACACGGGAAGGCAUUAUGGGCCGUGGCUUCGACUACGUCGACCGUGUCUUCGUCGGCGGGUGCGGAAUUGAUCUCAAUCGCAAUCCUAUACGCAGGGACCCCCAACAUACUACUAUCGCAAUUAGCAGACCCCUCAGCGUCACCGUCACCGUUCAACAACCCGUCAUUCUUAGCCCCAGACGCGGACGAUUGUUCUCUGAAACUUCCAGACCAUCGCCGUCCUCCAGCCCCAGACAACAACCCGGGAGAUUGUCAGCACCAGCGAGCCCUGAACUCAACAGAUCCUUCGCCAAAACUAUCACUGCUCAAGAAAACUCUCCACAACCUGAUCGAACUUUUUGGGGCCCUUCUUGUGCCGCUCUACUCGCUUAUCACCGCUGGUUUAACGGACGACUCGAUAACCUUCACAAUCGAGAACAUCGUGAUAUGAUCCAAUAUGAUGCAAAAAGAAACACUGUGCGUUCUCGAUACGGAGUACGAGUUAUGGAAUUGCGAGAAUCUUCGGGUGGAUUGGUUGUGAGUUCGCGGCAAUUUCCUGGCAAUCGUCCUCCUCAGGAAGCACUGGUGCCAUUGCCCCCGCCCCAGUGUCCCGUUCCUUUGACGAUCGUCGCUGAAGAUACACUUGGGAAUAUUUUGAAGCAUCCGUUACCAACCGCUUUCUGAGAGGAUAAUCAAGAAAAAAUCUCCGAUUUACCGGUCAAUCCAAUUGAUGUCUAUUUUGCUUGAUGAAAAUGCUAGUUCGAUUUGAUUAUCAUCGAUAGACGGAAGUUUUGCUAUCGACGAGCUAGUGCAUUCAUUAGUUACUCGUUUGAGCUCUGAGACUUUUUGCUUCCACUCAGUUAUUCGUUUAUCUUCGUCAAUCGUGAGCAUUAGUUUACCGCGACCGCGACAGACGAUCUUUUCCAGAGGAAACCUAAGAUAUUCAUGUUAAUCCAUAAACACCGCGACAAUGGGAUUGGGCCAGACGCGUAUAGAUUCUCGCGCUAUAAUAAAAUCGGUUGUUUCACCGAGUCAGUACAAAUCUUGAAGCAUACAUACGUAUGUAGCACGCGAUAUAGCCUCGUAUGUUUCAAGAUACAAAAUAAGACUUUUUGUUCUCUGUAUCCCUAAUUCCAUGUCCCGACGAAUAAUCCUGAUGACGCGAUUCCGUUGAAUAUCGUGGAAAACACGAAGCACAAUACUGAAAAGACAAGAUUAAUCACCUAUGCGCCGAGCUGAUAGGUUUUUAUUUGUUUUUCGUAUUUAUCACCUUCGAAAAUUCGAGAAUAAAACGACACUACUCAAUCGUGUGGCGAUGUCCAUAAAUAUAUACAUCAAAUAUACACACGACACUCGCUAGGCUGUACCAAACUUGUAUAUUGUAUUAACCUCUCGUAUAUAUGUACAGUAUUAUUGCAUAAAUUAUUUUAAUAACGUUAGGUUAGCCGAACGACAAAUUACAGGAGACAAUAUAAUGUAACUGUGAGAGCCCUCAAAAGAUUGUGAAUUACUUGAGAGAAAAUAAUACAAUGGCAACUACAAAUCA
Venturia canescens is the source of this 2859-nucleotide messenger RNA. Its product is annotated as putative zinc metalloproteinase YIL108W. Lineage: Eukaryota; Metazoa; Arthropoda; Insecta; Hymenoptera; Ichneumonidae. The coding region runs from base 426 to 1997 and encodes 523 amino acids. The transcript has 3 exons. The record is from RefSeq and is a predicted model, not a curated record.